This is a messenger RNA of Vavraia culicis subsp. floridensis, 414 nucleotides long. RefSeq names its product dUTP diphosphatase. The record is from RefSeq and is a predicted model, not a curated record. The coding region runs from base 33 to 398 and encodes 121 amino acids. Lineage: Eukaryota; Fungi; Microsporidia; Pleistophoridae. Gene Ontology annotation, molecular function: dUTP diphosphatase activity; magnesium ion binding. The transcript has a single exon. Gene Ontology annotation, biological process: dUMP biosynthetic process; dUTP catabolic process.
AAAAACAGCAGUCACGGCUACCCCCAGCAGCAAUGACAGUUCCGCUCAAGUUCAAGCUGUACCCCACGGUCGAAGAGUUGGUAAUUCCGGAGCGCAAAUCGGAAGGGGCUGCAGGUUAUGAUGUGUAUUCACCACAAGCAUUUGAGAUACAGCCGAGAACAUCUGUUAGAGUGAGUCUAGGGUUUAGGAUCGAUCUUCCGGACGGCGUGCUCAUCAAUUUGUACAUGAGAUCAGGCCUUGCGCUGAAGAAAGGACUGAACGUUGUGGGCAGGCGCAUUUAUGGCAGCAAAGAGGAAGUAUUUGUGGAGAUAAGGAAUUAUUCAGAGGAGACGUACAGAGCAAGCAGGGGAGAUAGAAUUGUUCAGAUGGUGUUCCACGAAGCACUGAUGCUAAAAUAAAACGAUUGUGCCUUGA